Callorhinchus milii (elephant shark) is the source of this 3296-nucleotide messenger RNA. RefSeq names its product UV-stimulated scaffold protein A-like. The record is from RefSeq and is a predicted model, not a curated record. The annotation marks the transcript as partial. The transcript is spliced from 11 exons. Gene Ontology annotation, cellular component: chromosome. NCBI's taxonomy places the organism in Eukaryota, Metazoa, Chordata, Chondrichthyes, Chimaeriformes, Callorhinchidae. Gene Ontology annotation, biological process: transcription-coupled nucleotide-excision repair; response to UV. Gene Ontology annotation, molecular function: RNA polymerase II complex binding.
ACAGCCCUGAGCACACGCCAUCGCCCCGCAGUGGGGAGAGGCGGCGGCGGCCUCUCCCGCACCCACCGCCAUCCCCACCAGGUUGAUUUUCAAGAUAUUCGAGCUAGAACUCAGGCUGAGAGGAAGCGAGAGGAGGAGAGACAGAGAAGAUUGGAGAAUAUUAAUAAAGUGAAAGUGAAGAGAGUCGAAGAAGAAAUGGCAGAGAUGACUGAGGAAAUGCAGAAUUGUCUGACAGAGCUGGAGGCCUGUUUCCAUUUUCUGAUGCCACAUCUCGAUGAGUUCACCAUUAAUGGGAAUGACUGUCUGCUUGAACAGGAAGUAACUGAUGAAACAGAUCAGUCAAACUGUAUCGCCAGCGGACAGCAAGGUGUCCAUCCACAUUGCAUGGAUCUGUUUGAUGAUGAGCAGCCAUGCAGCAGUAAGGACUUUCCACCACUGCCUUCAGUGAAAAUAACUCCGGAAAAUCAGGCCUUGGGUGAAAAGACAGAGAGCCCACAACAGGAUGGAAGCAGUGAAAGUGAAGAAUUUGAAUCAACAACAACAACAACAACAAGAUUCCAUGGGACACCACAUGAGACAGUACGGGGGGUGGAGGAGAAGCCAUUCGUCGAGAAUUCGUCAGAUGAAGAAAAUGAAGAAACCUUUAUUAGAAAUCAUGGCCUUGUAUCCCACAAAUAUUUUCUCAACCUAGAAAUUGACACAGGCUUGAAGGUCCGUGAGGAUGAAGACAACACUGCUGUGGUCAGCAACAUAAAGGACUUUGAAAGACUAGUAACUAAAAAGUACCUACCGACUGUCAAGUACUGGAUCCAGAUAUUCACCAAGGCUGGUGUUCACGAUGUUCGCUUGAAGCAAGCUAUUGAUUUAAAAAAUGCAAUGGAGACAGCAGUGAAGAAGCACGAGGAGAUGAACAUCAGUUACAAGAAUAGGAAUAGAAAAGUGGUGAGUAACUCUACAUCCAUGAAUCCAAUGCUGCUCUGUAAUCAGCUAUGGAAAGGUUCCCCCGCUGAAGUUGGUUACUUGCUGAGGCACAGCCGCAGAAUGGGUUUUUCUAGAGUGGACUGUCAGCACAGUUUUUGGAGUUACAAAGAGGAAGAGGGCGAGAGUGAGAAUAAUGAGUUGGCAGCCAUGCUGAAGACCAGAUACAUCACCUUUGCCGGAGAGUUUCAGCCAGUAAAUCACAAGUGCCAAGCACCAAUGCCUGAUGGAACACUUUGCCAACGCCAGGAUCGGCUCAAGGUCUAUAACUGUUGUUUUAAGAUCACCAGUAGCAGUAAGCUAUGUUUUUUUAAAAAAUUUGCAACAGGUACACUUACCUUGGAAGCAAGAGGACCUGGGUUCGAUUCUUGGCGGGGCAAAACAUGUUUCCCCUUGUACGGCAUAUUUUGUGAGAAUGUUACCGACUGGCGGGAUCCAGAGCUGAUGAGAGAGAUUGAAGCUGCCAAAGGUGUCGAUUUGGGAUCCUCUAAACUCUAUAAAAAAGGGAAAAAGGGAAAAGGAAAGAAGAAAAAGUACCCAAACCUCACUGACUUGAAGCAGCAGAGCAAUACAUCGAGAUCCAGGCUGGAGAAGCGCAUCUUCAAUAAGUUGUCUGUGAAACGAGUGUCCGAAGCUUUAGCUCGUAUAGACAAAAGGAAACACGAAAAGUUUGCAAACCAAUUCAACUAUGCGUUACAGUGACAUCAGCUCCAGAAACAGCCACUUUGCCGGACGGUGCCUUUAUCUGUUAAACCUGUGGCUGCAGCCCACUCUGUGGGUGAACUCGGAACAGCUAAAUAAUCCUUUUUUAAUAUAGAUUUUGAUAAUAUUAUUCCUCAUGGUGUGACAUUUCAUUUAUUGGUGUAUAUCUCAUACAUCUUUUUUAAUGUUAAUAAAAAAAUGUGCAUUUAAGGUAUGUAAUUAUUGGUAAUUGCGAUUGAUAAUGUAAUAUAUAAAACUGCUCAAACUUCAGAUUUAUUCAUAUUAACUGAGUGACCAAAAUGUACUGAUUAGCUACUCUGUUUCCAACAAUGUAAAAUGAAUUGUAGACUUUUCCUGUAAGCUGGACAGUUUUGCUGAGGGCGUUGUGUUUCUGGAUGCACGUGACAGACAUUUUUUUUCCAAAUCUUUGCUUCUUAAACAAAGAAAAUUGAUGCUCUAUACUUCCUCACAGUUCACAUUGUUAUGUUUUUAUUUAGAUUGAAAAUGUUAUCUCCAACUGAUUUGACGUGCGUACCAUCCAAGUGUGUCCUUUUUCUGAAACUGACUGUAUUCUGUCACAGUAUUAACAAUAAUCCUUGCAGCGCUACAGUACACAGGCCUGUAUAGCCACAAGUGAAAAAUCUCUGACUGGGAGAGAGGGGAAGAAUGGGACUGGACUAGGUGGAUCAUGUGGAGAAAGACACCAGAACAGACAUGAUGGGCCAAAUGGUCUGUUUCUGUGCUGUGACAUUCUGUGUGUCUGUAGUUGUUACAGAGAAAGAUCAACCUCCCUUCACCAGGACUCCUCUGUGUAACCCAUUGCUCUCUGUGUAUAGAGGUACAACUCAACCUGACCUAACAGUGCAUCUAUAACUCUGAAAACAUGCCCCAAGUCUUGUACCUUGACAUCUCUGAAGGAUUUCUCUAUCACAUUUAGCGUCUUACAGACCUCCAUAAGGUCACCUCUGAGACGUUUUCUUUUAAAGCUCAAGAAACCUAGCUAUGUAUUAUAACUCAUCACCUUUACAGUUUCUGCCCUAAAUUUGCCAAUCAUAUCUCUGAACCCUUAUGCCCUCUUCCUUUUGUUGUUGGGCUGCAAGUGUUGGGUAUUCCAUUGCCUCAGCAAUGGGCUUUCACGGUUUAGACUUCAAUCAGAUUGUGUAGAUGUACUCGAGAGGAAGCUAGACCUUCACGUGAGCGAGACGGGAAUCGAAAGGUAUGGGAGGGAGUAAGGAGUGGGUGAAGAUUCAUAUGGAGUAUAAACACCAGCACAGACUGAUUGGGUCGAGUGGCCUGUUUCCUUGUUGUACAUUCUUGUAAAUUAUCACCAGCGUGUGCAUUGAUGCUGAAUGAUUCAGAUGAAACAUCGAUAAUGUUCAGAUAUUUGAUCCGUGUCACUUGAAAGUUAUCAAAUUUUUUACAAAGUUGCUCUCGCUAUGCUCCAUGGCAACAUUGAGAAUGUAUUCAGUAAGAUCAUAAGAGGGAACAGGUCUUUAUUGUGUUAAAAAUAUGUAUUAAAUCUCAGCAAUUUCACUUGACUGCAUGUAAUUUAAGACAAUGAUCAAUCAGAAAAACUUAGGCUUGCCAUUGACUGAAUAAAACGCUUACCUCUUGAA